AUGAAGAUCUCGAGUAUCCUUCUCUGCGCUGUUCCUUCAGCGGCAUUGGUCGUUGAGCUUGGCCAGAACCCCGCCAUCGUCUCGACUGCCUCGGCAGAUAGUCUCCCCUCCGCUUCAUCGUCACCAUUAGAAGCCCCCACCCUCUCGAUUGCUGAAGGCGUACAACCCCAACAACAAGACGGUCGACGGGUCUUCCGGGUCGCUGGGGUUCGACCUGACAACGUCGCUGUACUUUCUGGUCAUGACGAUGCUGCCUCUGAGGCUGUGGUCGAUCAAUGGCCUGAACCCGCCCGUGGAUCUAUCGGGCUAGGCGCAUUAGAAACAGCCCCUGGGUCGACCAAGUCGCUGCGCGCACGGAGUGAAGGCACCCUGGGGCAGACGCCUUGGAUCGGGAUGGCCAUUGGGCUAACCUGUACCGCCCUGGCAGCAGUAAUGCUAGGGUGA
Molecule: messenger RNA, 444 nt
Organism: Aspergillus clavatus NRRL 1
Lineage: Eukaryota; Fungi; Ascomycota; Eurotiomycetes; Eurotiales; Aspergillaceae
Exons: 1
Coding region: 1-444 (147 amino acids)
Source: RefSeq, a predicted model, not a curated record